Molecule: messenger RNA, 750 nt
Organism: Pseudogymnoascus destructans
Lineage: Eukaryota; Fungi; Ascomycota; Leotiomycetes; Thelebolales; Thelebolaceae
Exons: 2
Coding region: 210-584 (124 amino acids)
Source: RefSeq, a predicted model, not a curated record
UACUGAUCAAUUGGGCCCUACUCGUGAUACCGGAAUUAUCAUUUACUAUUCUACCGAACCUACCAAGUGCAGAUUCAACAGGUUAUGAGCCCGGACGCAGAGCGUUCUUAUAACCAAGAAUAGGAUAUCAAACAUCGAGUGUCUAGAACGUCCAAUCAGUCUCUCGAAAAGGCCUAUACCCGUCACCACCAGCAGCAUCACUGGCCAGAAUGACGACGGAAAGACUCAUCGCCACGUUGAAGAGUCAAGAGAAGCUGAAGGGCAGUGCCAAUUACCUCUCAUGGAAGAGACGAAUUGAACAGACACUAGCCCAGGCAAGUUUGGGUAUCGGAAAGAAGGAAUCAGCCUAUAUCAUCUGGUUUACCGGUAACGCCCACGCUUACUCGAUAAUCGAAGCCACAUGCGGAUCAGAAACAGUCGAAACGAUUCGACUGACUGUCAGCGCCGCCGAAGCUUGGAAGCUCCUCCAUAACCGGUAUGAAGGAAAGGGCAACUUCGUGCUCACCAAAGGUUUCGACGACUGGCACUCACUAUCACUUGAUCCAGAAGAUAUAGCCGCCUUUAACAACUCUUCAACCCCCUGAAAAGUGGAGGGUUUAGGGGUAAUAGGCCGUAUUGGUAAGGUAGGCGUAGGCUCUUCUGUAGGCUGGGUAGUAGGCUGCGAGUAUGUACGUAGCUUCGUGAGGGCUGUAUUACAGCUUAUUGGCCAGAUUCCAGCUUUCCGGAAAGCUGAGAGUAUUGUAGACUCCU